AUGUUUUACGAUGAAUUUGAGAAUGAUUCCAUGUCGAACUUAGACGUGACUCAUUCUAGCGUGUAUUCAACUGGCAGAGACUCGUUUAUGGCCGGAGACAAUGCUAUUUUGGAGUAUGGUAAGGUUCUUUGAUGGAUAAUAUUGUGUUAGACCUGUCUUCUAAUGGUUUGAAGAGUUGUUGGUAAUGUUGCGUGUUACUGGAUGAAAUAUAGUCGAAAACAAACAUAAUUUAUAUUUCUAUUUAUUAAAAACCUUGAGUUAUAACAGAUUUUGGGUGCGGAAGAGAAACGCAAACCUAUAAAGUAGUUUUCAUACCUAAUUUUCUGUUUAAAAUCAUAAUAUAGUUUUUAAAGCUUAACUUUUUUUUAGAAACGCACAAGGAUGUGCCGAACGACAUAUCAAACGAACGUUAUUCUACAAAGAUCUUUGUUGGAGGUAUUCCAUUAGGAACGACUGAUGCCUACCUACGUCAAUGUUUUGGAGCUUACGAUUUGUGUGAGGUCAAUUGGCCAGGGAAGAAAAAGUUUGGGGAUUCUCCAGCUAAUGGUAAGUAUUUUUAUUGGAAAGUAAGGAGGAUAUUGAGAAAUGAGUUUUAAUAUUGAAAAAAAAUGUUUGUUUAGAAACUUGUUUUUAAGGUAACUCGAUGCGGUGUGAUUUGCAAAACUAUAAUUACACGUAUAAGAGUAUAUUUUAAUUUUUAGGAUAUUGUUUUAUUCAAUUUCGACAUUCUGAAGCCGUCAGGGCUCUUCUGAAUUCUUGUGCUUACCGUGAUGGACGUUAUUGCUACGCUUUGGGUCGUAGACGUGAUAUGGUGGGUAGAAUAUAUAUUAUUUACUAUGUUUAUUGUUAAUUCUGCCUUAUUCUUGAUAUUCUUCAAAUUUUAUAUUUUUCAUAAAUUUAGGUACAAAUCCGGCCAUGGCGUCUCAACGAUUCAACUUUUACUAUCUCAACUUUAUGGAGCCGAUUUGUGCGCUUGUCAGUGUUUGUUGGAGGUCUUCCUCGAAUUUUGAAAGCUAGUGAACUCUACGAACUUGUUCAACGGAAGUUUGGUAAUGUUCUUCAUUGCUCUAUGGAGUUGGAAUUUGAAACGUCUUAUCCAAAAGGAGCGGCAAGAGUUAUCUUUGGUGACAUUAGCAGUUAUCAAGCUGCCGCAUCGGCUGGUCAUAUUGAACAUCAGUGGUAUCCGAACAGACAUUACAACGUUAGCUUUGUAGGUUUUUAAGAUUAUUUAAGAGGAUGUUAAUGUAGUCUGCUGACAUGUUGAUUUCUUUGCUACAGAAAGUGAAGUUGUGAAUGAAAAAGCGUCAAUUUAAAUUAUGUUUCAGGUUGAAUUCAAGCCAUUUGUCUACAAAAACAUUGAAUGUGAACGAUGUGGGAACAGUAGCUUGAAAACUGAAUUCUGCACGGGAAGAGAAUGUUUGUUGUACUAUUGUCGUGUCUGUUACGAGGAUGUUCAUAACAACACUCCGCUAUUCUACACUCAUCAACGUUGCAAUGCCGUGCCGAGAGAUCUUCCCAAUCCAUGCAGAGCUGACAGAAAGGCCAAGGAAGAGAAGGACAGGGCUGAUAAGCUGAUCGCCCAAACUAACGAGGUGGGUUUGAUCAUAUUUUUGAUGUAUUAUUUUAUCAUAAGGUCACAGACGUAGCUCAUAAUGUGGUAAGAACAACUUAUUGGUAAUGGAUAAUAAUGAAUUUUCAGUACGUCCAAAAACAAGAUCUGUCCACCAGCUUCAACUUGAUGAGCACUUUUGACGAUGAACACACUGAAAACAUGGCUUUGGACUCGUCGACUACUAGCAGUGCCAAAGAGACCAACAUCACCAAGGAGUCGGUCGAUGAAAACAUUCAGAAAAGACCACGCAAGUUUGGAAAUCUUCUCCAGAGUUACGGUGUUCAACCUUAA
Messenger RNA from Bursaphelenchus okinawaensis, 1903 nucleotides. The record is from the annotation of a GenBank genome assembly. NCBI's taxonomy places the organism in Eukaryota, Metazoa, Nematoda, Chromadorea, Rhabditida, Aphelenchoididae.